This is a messenger RNA of Oreochromis aureus, 1312 nucleotides long. Its product is annotated as centromere protein F-like. The record is from RefSeq and is a predicted model, not a curated record. NCBI's taxonomy places the organism in Eukaryota, Metazoa, Chordata, Actinopteri, Cichliformes, Cichlidae. The transcript has 7 exons. Gene Ontology annotation, biological process: regulation of G2/M transition of mitotic cell cycle; mitotic cell cycle; metaphase chromosome alignment. Gene Ontology annotation, molecular function: microtubule binding; dynein complex binding. Gene Ontology annotation, cellular component: chromosome, centromeric region; spindle pole; nucleus. The coding region runs from base 447 to 1244 and encodes 265 amino acids.
AAAAUAAUUAUUUCAAACUGAAUCUGAGGAACAGGUCCAUGCAUUCAUCUCAAGCAGGUUACACUACUGUAACACUUUAUUUGCAGCAUAAUCAGAAUCAUCAGUAGGACGACUUCAUUUUGUUCAGAAUGCAGCAAAUUUCUACACAGAAGUAAAAACAAAAACAAAAACGACCCCGCAGUGUUUAAAGAGGCGCAUUUCAGACACGAGUGGGACGUGCGCUUAGCGAGUACUUAUAAACUCCUACCACUUGGUGUCGCUGUGGACACAAAGAGUACCGAACCAAUCCGCGUUCGUGGUGCAGCUGACGACAUAACAGAUAGCCAAUGGACAUGGAGCUUCGCGGCUUGCCGUUUCCUCUGUUGAAUUUUGAAUUUUUCAACCAGAGCGACCCAAACAGUAGGAGAAUUUGAUAAAGGAGCAUCGCGCCCAAAUAAGGUUAAACCAUGAGCUGGGCGGUGGAGGAGUGGAAGGAUGGACUUCCGGGGAAAGCCCUGCAGAAGAUCCAGGAGAUGGAAGUCCAGCUGGAUAAAAUGAAGAAGGAGAAGACACAAAAGCAGUUUCAGCUGGACUCCUUAGAAGCCGCAAUCCAAAAACAAAAGCAAAAGGUGAGCUACCUGGAAGGUCAGCUUAACUCCUGCAGAAAAACCAUUGAACGACUCGAACAGGAGCUCAAGAAGCACAAAAAUGAACUGGAUCGUUCCCAGCCUGCUGGCUCUUCCUCACUGUCAUCAUCCUCCUGUGAGCUGCAGACCUACGCCACUCCACAGAAGAGUUUUCAGACACCAGCAUCGAUCCCAGCCUACAGACAGCAUGAUAAUAGACUAGAGGAGCUGCAGGAGAAAUACAACCAAGAGGUAGAAGAAAGAAAAAGACUGGAAAGUGAACUCAAAGUCUUGCAGGUCAAACUGUUGAAUCAGUCUUCAGUCAGUGUAAGCCACAAGGACAUUGCUGCCCGACAAGCCGGGUCUUCCAUUUUCCUAUGGCAACAGCAGGAUUCUGCCCAUCGCCGCCAGUCUCAGGACAUAAUGGAAACACCUCUAAAGAGGCGAGGGACAUCCCUUUGGGACGCCCAUGAGGAGACGCCAAUCAAACCCAGCCAGCGGAUGAGCUCUUCCAGAGCAGCACCAAGUCCCAGUGGAUCCUCUCAACAGAUGGAGCAACUAAAGACUUUGAACCAAGCUGCGUGGCCGUGUGUCAGAACUAGAGAGGAACUUAGCCAAUCAGGAGAAGGAAAUUCGUAACCAUGCGUCCAAACUGCAGGAACUUCAAACGCAGCUGAACCAGACCCGCAAAGACCUCAGCGAGCAGG